Spodoptera exigua (beet armyworm) is the source of this 1206-nucleotide messenger RNA. NCBI's taxonomy places the organism in Eukaryota, Metazoa, Arthropoda, Insecta, Lepidoptera, Noctuidae. The record is from the annotation of a GenBank genome assembly.
AUGUCAAAGCGACUGGGGAUGGAUCUAUACCUGAAAGCCGAAUUCCUUCAAAUAACAGGAUGUUUCAAAGAACGCGGAGUAUGCAACACUUUACUAUUGCUAAGUGAAGAACAGAAAAAAUAUGGUGUAGUUGCCGCCAGUACGGGAAACCAUGCGUGCGCUCUGGCCUAUCACUCCACUCAAAUGGGUAUACCAAACACCGUAGUGAUGCCAGUGCAUGCUCCAAUCACUAAAAUCAAUAAAGCAGAACGACUAGGCGGAAAGAUCGUUUUGCAGGGUGAGAAUAUGGCUGAAGCCAAACGUUACGCAAUGACCAUGGCGAAGGAGAAAAAAAUGAUGUACAUUAAUGGUUUCGAUCACCCGAAUGUGAUAGAAGGCCAGGGCACGGUUGGUGCAGAGAUAAUAGAGCAAGUGCCUAAUGUGGAUGCCGUUCUAUGCCCUUGUGGUGGAGGCAGUCUGUUAGCUGGCGUCGCCUUAGCUGUUAAACAUCUCAAACCUGACACUGAAGUUUAUGGCGUUGUAACAGAUAAGACGUAUAGUAUGGUAGAAGCGCUCAGAAAGAACGAACGAAUAUUUCUCACCUUAGAACCGACAAUUGCUGAUGGAUUGGCUGUGAAUAAAGUCGGUGUUAACACCUUCUACAACCUCAAAGGAGUUCUCGAUAAAAUGGUCGUGGUUAGAGAAGAUUGGGUGGCUCGCGCCAUAAUGACUGUGAUUGAGGAAGAGAAGGUUGUAGUAGAAGGUGCCGGUGCUGUCUGUGUAGCCUCCAUUAUGGCUGGCCUGUUCCCAAACCUAAAAGGCAAAAGAGUGGUGGCAAUAUGCUCUGGAGGUAACAUAGAUUCGACGACGUUGACCCGUGCUCUAGAACGAGGUAUGGCAGCGGACGGUCGGCUGAUGAAGUUUAAGGUGACUGUGUCGGACCGACCCGGCGGGCUCGCGGACUUGUGCAGCAUGCUCGCUAGCAUGGGAGCCAGCAUGCGGGACUGUGUGCCUGAAAGAGCUUGGGUCAAAGGAGACGUAUUUAGUGUACAAAUGAAAGUGAUCGUUGAAACCAGAGGGUACGACCAUUCCAGGCAGUUGAUGGACCUAAUCAAGAAGCACUACAAAGAAUAUUACUUCCAAGAAAUGAACGAUAAGGCUGAAAAGACAGCUGGCGUCAAGCGCGGCCCCUGCCUCGCACCCAACCCUAUUUGCAUGCAGAAAUAG